UCGUGCUAGCUAACGUGGCUACUGAACUCCAGGAGCGCUUUUGCUAUUUUAUAUAGUGUACUACAAUAGCAUAAAUACAAAUAUGCCCGACGACAACAUGGAGACGGCACACACAGUUACUUGCACCGCUCCUGUGAAUAUAGCUGUCGUUAAAUACUGGGGGAAGAGAGAUGAGGAGUUAAUUCUACCCAUUAACUCAUCUUUGAGUGUCACACUUCAUCAAGAUCAGCUGAAAACAACUACAACUGUAACAACCAGCAAGUCUUUUCGGGAAGAUCGACUAUGGCUCAACGGGAAGGAGGAGGAUAUCAGCCAUCCGAGACUACAGUCCUGUCUGAGAGAAAUUCGACGCCUUGCAAGGAAAAGACGUAAUGACGCUGACCCGGAUUUGGAUUCAACUUGUUUGUCUCAUAAAGUUCACAUCUGUUCCAUCAACAAUUUCCCCACUGCUGCUGGACUUGCUUCCUCUGCAGCUGGUUUUGCAUGUUUAGUGUACACGCUGGCCCAGGCGUUUGGUGUAGAAGGGGAAUUGUCUGGGGUUGCUCGUCAAGGUUCAGGCAGUGCAUGCAGGAGUAUGUAUGGGGGGUUUGUCCAGUGGAUCAUGGGGCAUCAGAGGGAUGGCAAGGACAGCCAUGCCCAGCAGGUGGAGCCAGAGACUCAUUGGCCUGAACUGAGAAUACUUGUGCUUGUGGUUAGUGCUGAGCGCAAACCUGUGGGGAGCACCUCUGGCAUGCAAACUAGCGUACAAACCAGCUGUCUCCUAAAGCACCGGGCCGAGUCAGUUGUUCCUGGUCGCAUGGUAGAGAUGAUUGAAGCAGUGCGCAGGAAAGACUUUACUGCUUUUGCUGAACUAACCAUGAAGGACAGUAACCAGUUUCAUGCCACCUGCCUGGACACAUACCCUCCUAUAUUCUACCUCAAUAGCGUGUCUCAUCGAGUCAUCAACAUGGUGCAUCGCUAUAAUCAACACUACGGUGAGACUAGGGUGGCGUACACCUUUGAUGCAGGACCCAAUGCUGUGAUAUUCACUUUACAGCAGCACGUUCCUGACUUUACUCAAGCUGUCCGACAUUUCUUCCCUCCAGAAACCAAUGGAGGAGAGUUUAUUAAAGGUCUUUCUGUUCCUCAAACUGACAUUUCUGCAGAGUUGAAACAAGCUAUUGGUUUGGAGCCCAUGCCAACAGGAAUUAGCUACAUUAUCAGCACUAAGGCUGGUCCAGGUCCGUGCAUUGUGAAGGAUCCCACACAGCAUCUGCUUGGACCUGAUGGGUUACCAAAGCACACUGUGAGGCAUCAUGCACAAGAAGGAGACAACGGAGUAAAUCACAAAAAUAGUUGCUAAUGGGUAACUGCAUUUUUUAUGGGACUCAAUUUAGGCAUUGACAAAUUAUUUUUUUUAGGAUGGCUCUCUUUAGUAAUUACAUUUUUACAAAAAAAACAACAACUGAGAAUUAUGGAUUUUGUCCUAGAGGUUGUGAAUGUGUCAUGGUUUCACCAAGACACUAAACUAUGAACUGUGCUCAUGGCGCUGUGUUAUUGUGUAACAUGAAAUCAUGUAAUAUAAUACUGCUUAUAUCAGAUUAUGUAUUUCCCAGCAGUCACUGAAAAAUAAAAUGUUUCCUUUCACUGUGUAUUUCUGUUUGGUGAAUUUGUUUGACUGUUGAGUGUAAAAGGUGAGGAAAAAGGAAAAGGUCUAAGCCAUAGCAAGUCUAGAUACUUGUAUAGGUGUGGAAAUAACUGUUAAACAUUUUAACAGUUGGAAGUUGAAA
This is a messenger RNA of Dunckerocampus dactyliophorus (ringed pipefish), 1769 nucleotides long. It is a transcript of the gene mvda, whose product is annotated as mevalonate (diphospho) decarboxylase a. Gene Ontology annotation, molecular function: ATP binding; diphosphomevalonate decarboxylase activity. Bases 83 to 1342 code for a protein of 419 amino acids. The transcript has 10 exons. The record is from RefSeq and is a predicted model, not a curated record. Gene Ontology annotation, biological process: isopentenyl diphosphate biosynthetic process, mevalonate pathway; isoprenoid biosynthetic process. NCBI's taxonomy places the organism in Eukaryota, Metazoa, Chordata, Actinopteri, Syngnathiformes, Syngnathidae. Gene Ontology annotation, cellular component: cytosol.